AUGAAGUCUCUUCGCAAGAGCUUAAACUCUAGCAAAGACGGUGGAAGCAUUCGGGCCCAAAUCUCGACCCCGUUGCCUGCCGUCAGCAAGGCACAAUCGACAAUCCAACCCCCUCAGAAAGUAAUUCGCGCAUUGGGCGACUAUCGGCCUCAAGCGCCACAACAACUACCUUUCAAGAAAGGCGACUUCUUCCACGUCUUGCGCGAUGUCGAUAUUGGCGGAGCUUGGUAUGAGGCCCAUAAUCCAAUGACUGGGGCGCGUGGGCUGGUCCCAAAAGACCAUUUUGAGGAAUUCAACAAGAAUGCCGCUGCCCUUAGAGCCCUCAGCAUGCCUGCCACACCAUCGGGCCCACAAUUCCUGGGACCGCCGCCAACACCGCAAACCCCGAACCCUCAAUCACCCAAAUCACCCAAAACACAAGUUUUCUACGCCAUCGUCCAACACGACUUUUUGGCCGAGCGAGAUGACGAACUCGAUGCAAAGCGAGGAGAUGCGAUAACAGUUGUCGCUCAGUCUAAUCGUGAAUGGUUUGUGGCCAAACCAAUCGGGCGAAUAGGCCGCCCUGGACUAAUCCCCGUCUCCUUCGUCGAAAUUCAUGACCCUGCCACCGGGCGCGCUAUAACCGAUGUGAAUGCGCUCAUGGACCGUGGAGACUUACCUCGAGUCGAGGAUUGGAAGCGGGCUGUUUACAACUACAAGCAGAACAGCAUCGCCCUCGGUGUUAUUGAUGGUCCUUCAGCCAGAGACUCUGUUCCCAACAGUCCAUUCAUCACCAACCAACCCCCUCCACAACUCGCCGCAGUGUUGGAGCCCGCCAUCAGUGUCCAAGGUCCAUCACCACAAGAUCAUAAUUACUCUAAUCCGCCCAACCCCCCUCCCUCCUCAGAGCCGGAAAUCCAACCAGAAGGCAUACUACUUUCCGCUAAUGUGGUUUCUUUCCACUUCGAGAUGGAUGAAUAUUGGUUCCGUGUCGACGCAAUAUUCCAGCCCUACACCACUCCUGGUACCCCUCUCCCUCCCGCCAAAUCCCUCAUUCUCUUCAGAGUCUACAACGACUUCUACGACUUCCAAGUCUCUCUUCUAGAUACGUUUCCCAGAGAAGCGGGCCGAGAACCACCACAUCCCAGAAUGCUACCAUAUAUGCCUGGUCCAGCGCAGGACGUUGAUGACGCGCUUACGGCGACACGGAGAACUGAACUGGACGAGUAUGUGAAUGGCCUGUGCGAUUUGAGCAACGUUGGUGCCAAAUACGUUUUGGAGCAUGCUGUUGUGAGGGAAUUUUUGGCCAUCAAACCUGGCGACGUUGAGAACUCGAUUCCUCCACGCACACAAGAGAUUGAUGCCUUAUUCGGCGAUGAUGUUCAAGACUCAUUUGGUCGGUUAACGGUGGACGACCGGCAGAGUCAGUAUGAUGAUGAGAAUGGUUAUGUCUCUCCCGGGCAGCAAAUCCAGCAUCCUUACAACCAAACGGACCAACGACGACCAUCGGCGGAGUCAAACCAUCUCUAUGCACCUGGACAUCAGAGAAAUGGGUCAUCAUCCUCCCGCUCACAGUCUCCGCCUGCUUCUGGGUGGAACGACCCCCCACCGAUGACUUCUUCCCCUUCCACAUCCUCCCGUGGCUCCAAUCCUCCUUCGACACGGUCACGGUCUGAUUCGGUUGCCAACAUCAACUCUCCUUCCAUUUCUGCUCAAAACCCUCAAACGGCGUUUGUGAAAAUCAAGAUCUUCGAUCGUGUUGCUGACGAUCUGAUUGCUAUCCGUGUCCAUCCGCGAGUGACUCAUAUUGAAUUGAUGGACAAGGUGCAAUCAAGGUUGGGCUCAGAGGUGGCCAACCUGAGGUAUCGGGACAGCAUGAGCAAUGCUUUUGUGGGCCUCGACAGUGACCAGCAACUACGAGCGUGGAUAGAUGCCACCGACAAGCACGUGCUGUACGCGGAUUGA
Messenger RNA from Mycena indigotica, 1944 nucleotides. RefSeq lists its product as uncharacterized. The transcript is spliced from 2 exons. The coding region runs from base 1 to 1944 and encodes 647 amino acids. Gene Ontology annotation, biological process: conjugation with cellular fusion. The record is from RefSeq and is a predicted model, not a curated record. NCBI's taxonomy places the organism in Eukaryota, Fungi, Basidiomycota, Agaricomycetes, Agaricales, Mycenaceae. Gene Ontology annotation, molecular function: protein binding; phosphatidylinositol binding. Gene Ontology annotation, cellular component: mating projection tip.